AUGGCGAAAAUAUCAGUGGUUGUGGUGUUGUCGCUGACGCUACUUGUCUCGAUAAACUUGAUGAAGAUUUUGGCAGAGAAGCAGCCGACAGUUGGACAGAAGAUAGACACCGGCGUGACGGAAGCCACUAAUGCCGUCAAGAAACAGGGUGGCUCAGAUGCGGCCGUAACCUCCAAAGCAAAAUCCGUUCAUGGAAAUGAUAAAACCAAGUAUGCCUAUAAUUCUUUAUAA
Molecule: messenger RNA, 231 nt
Organism: Thlaspi arvense
Lineage: Eukaryota; Viridiplantae; Streptophyta; Magnoliopsida; Brassicales; Brassicaceae
Source: the annotation of a GenBank genome assembly